AUGCCGGACUUUGCAUCGCAGGAAUACUGGGACAAUCGCUUCCGCAAAGACAGCAAGCCCUUUGACUGGCUGGUUCCGGCAAAGGUCGUACACGAUAUCGCGAAAGAAGUCAUCGAUAAGACGCACGUGGAGCAGCCCCAGAUCUUGCAUAUUGGUUGUGGAACAGCGGAUUCCUUCGUGCUUCGAUCGUUGGUGCAGCACCCGAAGCAUGUCCUGAAUGUCGACUACUCCGAGCCCGCCAUCCAGGCCGCUUCGAAGCGUGAACAGGAACUUCUGGCUAGCGAGCAGGUCGAGAGUCUGUUACAGCCAGGCAAGCACGAUAGCGUCCAAGAUACGGAACUGCCGCCUCCGAUGAGAUAUUCGUGCAAGGACCUGCUCUCGCUGCAUUCUGCUCUGUCUCUUCUUCACACCCAACAAGACGACGGUGAGCUGUUCGAUCUAAUCCUGGACAAGAGCACUAGCGACAGUAUCGCAUGCGGCCAGAAUGUAUCGCUCAGCCUACCGUAUCCUCUGAGCAUCAACGGCUGGUCGCGACGAGUUUUGGGUAGUGGCACCACUCAGCUCAGAGACGUGCACCCUCUGCACGUCUUGGCGGUACAUCUGGCUGCGCUGACGAAGCCGGGCACCGGGCGAUGGAUUGUGAUCUCUUACUCCGAAGAGCGUUUCCCCUUCCUACCGCCAUUCCCAGCCACAGUCGGCAAUGGAAUGCUGUCGGACGAUGUCAUUCAAGCUGGCUUCACACACCCGCAUCAACUUUGGAAACUGGAGACAAAAGAGCCGAUCGAUCUCGAUGAGAUCAAUGAAACACUGGCGGAAAGGAAGAAGCGACUUUCUCUCGGCUACACUCAUCGACCGAAAGUCUCACAUUGGCUUUACAUUUUGAGGCGCACAGAUGCAAUGGUCAUUGAUUGA
Molecule: messenger RNA, 912 nt
Organism: Cercospora beticola
Lineage: Eukaryota; Fungi; Ascomycota; Dothideomycetes; Mycosphaerellales; Mycosphaerellaceae
Source: RefSeq, a predicted model, not a curated record